Molecule: messenger RNA, 1461 nt
Organism: Argiope bruennichi
Lineage: Eukaryota; Metazoa; Arthropoda; Arachnida; Araneae; Araneidae
Product: alpha-tocopherol transfer protein-like
Exons: 7
Coding region: 384-1247 (287 amino acids)
Cellular component (GO): membrane
Molecular function (GO): phosphatidylinositol bisphosphate binding
Source: RefSeq, a predicted model, not a curated record
ACAGAAAAUAAGUACACAUUGGAGUACUUCUGAUGGACUUCUACAGAAAAUAAGUACACAUUGGAGUACUUCUGGAUGGCAACAUACAGAUUUAUUCCGAUGCUCAUUAUUUUCCGUUUCACGUCAAAAUAAUAAGAUGGAAUAACUAUAAAGACCUUGACCUGACGUUCAACUGCAACUCGUCAGGGCACUAACAUUGAACCGGUAAUUUAAUAACAUUUCCUGCUGAAGGAGUUGCAUUUUAAUCAGUUUCCUUAGAUGCCUUAAAUAGCUUUGGAGAUCAUAGAAAACAAGUCGUGUUGUUUCUCACAUUCAGGCGUAGCUGGUGUACAAGAUCAAGAAAAGUCAUAGCAGAUUCGAAAGUGUGGGGCUUCCAGGACAUUAUGAGUAAGGAAAUUAACGAUCAAAAAUGCUACCCGUUUCACAUGGACUACCUUCCAGAAAUUUGCUACCAAAAGGCUCUGGAAGAGCUCAACGAAACACCAGAAACAAGAGUAGAAGAGCUGACUAAACUUAAAGGUUUACUAUCAGCUGAUAAAUUCACGGCUGGCAUCGAGUUCGAGGAGGAUUUCUUGCAACUGUUUUUAAGGUAUAGAAAAUACAAUUCUUCGCAGGCGUUUCAGGCUGUGCGGAAAUUCGUCCACUUCCGAAGAAAUUUCAGCAGCAUUUUCCAGAGCAUCCCAAACGCGUAUUUCAAAGAGAACCCUUCCACGAAGUUUAUUUCUGUACUUCCCAACAGGUGUCCAGACGGAUGUGCAGUUGUUCUCGUUGAACUUGGCAAGUGGAACCAUAAUGAACUUUCGAUCGAGCACAUUAAAACAAUGGGCAUGUUUUCCCUUCUCCUACCACUUCGAUGCCCAAUGACACAAAUCUGUGGGUUUAAGGUGAUCUACGAUUUUACGGACACAAUCAAGCAUUUUAGAUACUGCACUCCACAAAAUAUUAGUCUGAUUUACAAUGCUGGUUUUAACUGCGUUCCUGGCCGUUACAAAGAAACGCAUUGCAUUAACGAAUCUGCACUUCAGAUGGCUGUAUGGGCUGUAUUGAAACAUUUCCUUUCAGCAAAGAUCAGAAAAAGAGUAUUCUUCCAUUCCAAACCUGAGGAUCUGCUGAAUUACUUUCCCAAGUCCAUAAUUCCAACUCAAUACGGAGGAAGCCUGGAAAAUUACCACGAUUCAGAACUGAUGAAUAAGCUGAACGAGGAAGUUGAUAAUUAUCCCGAGAAAGGAUUGCCAAACUAUUUUUAAUUUUCUACGUUUUGCUUAGUAGAACCAAUUUGGAAUAAGAAAACUUUUGCUUAUAAUAUUUAUUAAUAAAACUUUUGCAUAUAAUAUUUAUAAAAACGUAUUCACUGUACAAGUUUCUAUGAGGUACAAUACGUUUAAAUUUUUUUAAACAUUAAGAAGUAAUUUUUAGAAUUGCAUAUUACAGUUCUGGUAUUAUUAAACCCUUUUUAUCUUU